AAGAUCUCUAACACUUCAAUCUUAACCACUAAGCGCAUACAUCCUACAAACUAGACAUGGAAAAAUCAUUAUUGGAGUAAAAUGUUGAACCAAACACUAUCACUCUCUUAAGUCGGCGGCGACUCGCUUCUUCUCGGAUCACUCUCUAUCUUCUCAUCUUCAUUGAGUUCCUACAUCUUCUCAGAAUGAACAAAGGAGGUAGUGGAGGUGGAAGUGGGCCCACCGCUGCAGCUGCAGCCGCUGCUGCUCAGAAGCAGAAAGCUCUUUUGCAAAGAGUUGAAACUGAUGUUUCUAAUCUCGUUGACAAUUUCACCGUUCUUGUUAAUGUUUCACGGGUAAAUGAUCCACCUGUCAGAAAUCAACAAGAAGCUUUUAUGAUGGAGGUGCGCGCAGCCAGGAUGGUUCAGGCAUCUGACUCAUUGUUGAAGUUGGUAUCAGAGUUGAAGCAGACUGCUAUUUUUUCUGGUUUGGCAUCGCUGAAUGACCAUGUAGAACAACGUAAAGGCGAAUUCAAUAAGCUGGCAGAGAAGACAGACAGUACAUUGGGUAGAGUUGGGGAAGAGGCUGCUGCUAGUCUCAAAGACCUUGAGACACAUUUCUACUCUUCUGCAGUAAAGGCCGGCCAACCUUCAUCACCUUGAGGCCAGCACUAAAUUUACAUGUUCUGAGUUCUCACUGUGCAAGAAAGAUGUCUCGAGUUUUCAAGAACUUGACAUUUGUGAUUCGAUUAGUGCGUCUUCUGGAUGAAAUUUGGAUUGGGGGUGAGGGGUGUCAAUCUAGCAGAUGUUAGAGCCCUUUUGACAUGUGUAUGUAAUGAUAGAUAACAAGGGCGGACUUUCCCAUUCAAGUGUAAAAUUCAAAUUAUAUAUUAUUUGGUAGUUUAAUAGUUAUUGAUUA
This is a messenger RNA of Beta vulgaris subsp. vulgaris (sugar beet), 897 nucleotides long. RefSeq names its product mediator of RNA polymerase II transcription subunit 22a. The transcript has 4 exons. Gene Ontology annotation, cellular component: mediator complex. NCBI's taxonomy places the organism in Eukaryota, Viridiplantae, Streptophyta, Magnoliopsida, Caryophyllales, Amaranthaceae. Bases 186 to 641 code for a protein of 151 amino acids. Gene Ontology annotation, biological process: regulation of transcription by RNA polymerase II. The record is from RefSeq and is a predicted model, not a curated record. Gene Ontology annotation, molecular function: transcription coregulator activity.